Messenger RNA from Hyaloperonospora brassicae, 1719 nucleotides. Lineage: Eukaryota; Oomycota; Peronosporomycetes; Peronosporales; Peronosporaceae. The record is from the annotation of a GenBank genome assembly.
AUGCGCCGCUCGAGCUUGCGGCCACGGCAGAUCGAUGUGCAUUCGCGCAUGGCCAUUAUCCGGCAGGAAGAAGACCUGGAAGCAGACGAAGAUGGCACGGGUGAUUCCUGUCAGCCUCAUGUAACGUUUCGGCAGCUCGUAGCGAAUCUGGAAGCGCGUCAGCGAGCUGGAAACCAAUCCAAGCGCAAGCAAAAGGAUAUUCCGAUUCCUGUGAUUCUGCCAGUGACGUCGUACGACAACUCGGUGUCGGCGGACUUUGAAGUCCCUACGUCGUACGUGCGGUUUCAGGCUAUACCCCGAGAUGACGAUCCAACAGGAUGUGAAGACGUGAACUCUGAGUCGCAAAGUGUUGAAGUCGAUUUGGACCUGGAAGACAUGAGAUGGCUCCGGCGCCACCCCAAGUACGGAGUGGAUGGAGAUCCACGCUACCAGUUGUCGCAAGAACGCUUUGGCCAAAUGCUUGACGCCCUGGAAAAAGCCUCGGCCUUGCUUAAUCCUAACGUCAUGACGCUGGCAGAGGCAGAGGAUGUCUUUGCCAGAAGACUGAACAUGCACAAGACGCCGCUGAAUCGCGUUACGUGCGACGUGUAUGCGUACUGGGCAGCCAAGCGACAACGACUGCGUCGUCCUUUGCUGCGGCGGUUCUGGCCACAGACGCCACUUAAUGACACGAACCCACACUCGGUGUUUCGACCGCGAGAAAAGGAACGCUAUAAGCUUCGUAAACAUCGCAAGAACGACUUGGAAGGGUUUCGCAAGCUGCAGCAGCUGCGCGUGGACUUUGAACGCGUGCGGCGUCUGUUGGACUUAGUGCGGCGUCGCGAACGAGCAAAGAGACUGCAGCUGAAUUUCGUGGAUGAGAUCCGUCGACAGGCAGAACAUGAACUUACGAAUCGUGGACCGAACGCGGUGGUGCGUAAGCCAAUAAUUCCUGUGGACGGAGAGAGCGAGCGUCACAAGAAGAAGAAGAAGAAGAAAAGGAAGCAUCGCGAUAGCGAAAAUGGCAUUUUUGCAGGUCGUACAUCAUCAUCCGAUAUGAAAGCUGAUGCCGACAUCAAGUCUGGGCAAGGAGCUGCUGCUGUCGAAGGACCACAGAUUGCGCCCACUUUCAUGGAGUACGACACAUCAGCAAAUUUUGUGAUGGAGGACGCAACAGACACGGACGGAUCGCCGCGGCAAUAUAGCAGCCCAGUGUACCCGUCCUAUCCGCUGUCACCACCCAAGCUGAUGGCAGCUAUAUUCCAGCAACCACCCAAGUAUAGGUGUCGUGGGCGCAUUGGCCGCGGCGGACGACUGGUCAUAGACCGAAUACCCGUUCCGUCUUCACGUUAUUAUGGUCCAACAGAGGUGGUGGCGCCAACACUCAAGGCAAGUCCUUUGAUCGCCAGUGGGUCAUUGCCAGGAAUGGCAACACCCGAAGGCUGCGGUUCUAGCUUACCGAUUGCAAACUCGGAGCUUGGCGUUGCUACCAGUCAAGGGGCUGUUUUUAUUCAAGAGCUGUCCAUCCACCCUCUGAUGCACAAAAUCAACCAGGUCACGUCGAAGCGAAUGGACGAAAUCUACGGAAUGAGCGACAGCGAAGACGAGUUUGUGGAGCUUCUUUCCUCUUCUGUGUACGAGACACCUACAGCACGGAAAACGAGUAGUGGUGGGAAGGGUCUGGCCAAUAACACGCAUGCAGGACCAGAUCGGAAGGUGAAGUUUACGCUGAAUGUGUAG